UAAAGAGAAAUUCUUUGUAGAUAUCAAAGAACUUUCCCAAGCCAAGGAACCAUAUGAAUUGUAUGGGUUCACGUAUUUGUGUGGGCGUCAAAUCGAUUCGACCAAAGAAAUGCUCGAAAAAGAAUGGUACGGAGAGAUACAUCAGAUAUUAUUGCGAGCUAGUAGGCGUGGUCUUUUGCCCGAUGUAAGACGAAUGAAAUUGUUGCAACGCUUCUACAAUUGUGUUGCUGCCUUAAUGACUCAACAGCUAGAGGAUAUAUGUAUACGCAGCUUGACAACUUAUGCUGAUUUUAUCUGCGAUUUUGGAAAAUCCAACCCUGGUCUUAAGAUAAGUCUUAUCCUUGAAGAUGAAGAUAGCAUCGCAUUCAAUCCGAACUUUUCGAAGGUACAACAAGAACUUUUACGCAUUAUCGAGUCCAUCGUUAUUUCUGUCGAUCAGAUGCCUCGAAUCGAGAACAAACUAUAUACGGAGCUAAAAAUCUCAGAUCAAUACUUUCUAAAGCCUACAAUACCUGAAUCGAUCAUUGCUAAUGGUCGAAAUCGCAUUUGUAGUAUGCUGGAGGAACAACGCAUUGGCCCCGAAUUACGUUUGCAAGAUUUUGAUCUAUAUAUAGACUUGAUGAACGGUAUAGAUGCUGAACGCAUUUCGAAAUUCGCUGCAUCUGAACCAACGUUUGAACAAUACUGUGACAUGGUCUUACAGUAUCGCAGAAAAGAGGAGCAGAUCAUACAAGAUAUUUGGGGUGAAUUACGUAUGGGUCUAUAUGAGUUUCAUCGUGAAAAAUUUAUAAACAACUUGGAGCAGUUCGCUCGCUACAUGCAACAAGACCUGCUAGAGAAAAUGGUUGCUGAUCAGCAGUCGCAAAUCUCAAAAUUAGGCAAAGAGUAUGAAGCUAUCGCCAAGAAGGCAAUUACAGUGCCACAGACAACAGCUGAGCUGAUGGCACUCAAAGAAUUCGUUAUCAAUGCGGAGGAGACAGUUAUACCGGAAAUGGAACAGCGCCUGAAAGUGAAUAUGAACCAUAUUUUAUGGCUGAUGGACAAUAUAAUUUAUUCGCCGUUGGAUAUAAAAAACAAUAGCAACACCUUCCAGUGGUACCUGAAAAUGCCUUCUGUAUUCGAAGAACAUCGGCUGAUUGUUUCUGACAAGACCAUUGAGUAUCAAGAACGCCUUAAGAAGCGCAUCGAGGCUUUUCGACGUGAGUUACAAAAUUACUAUGAACAGGUGCAGGACUAUGAGAAUUGGGGUGAUAUCAAGCAUCUGGCACGUUAUAAGCGUAGAGCAAAUGUCUUGGAUUCUCGUUUGGUCGCGGCUAUGGAUACAAUUGAUCGUAUUAAUGAAGAGGAAACUGCUUAUGGUUGGGAUCUCACCCAAUAUCCCAUACGUAAGAAGACGCACGACCAGCUUAAACCAUUCAAAACCUUGUUCGACACCAGCCAAGAGUUUAUGGAGAAACAGGACGCGUGGAUGCACUCACAAGUUGGCACAUAUGAUCCAGAUGAAAUUGAAUCUGAUUUGGCGAAUUUCUAUCGCGUUAUACAAAAGUUAGAAAAGCAAAUGAGUGAUAAACCAGCAACAGGGCAGUUAAUCAAAGAUGUUAAAGAUCAAAUUGAAGAGCUCCGACAACAUAUGCCUAUAAUCAGUACAUUGGGAAAUCCCGGCAUGAAAGCGCGUCACUGGGAGCAAGUAUCGGAAAUUAUUGGGUUCCCCAUUAAGGUGUCGCCAGAAUUAACUCUUGAAAAGAUUAUCGAGUACGGUUUGGAAGAAUAUGUGCCCAAGUUUGAAGCGAUCUCCGAAAGUGCAACUAAAGAGAACAAUUUAGAGCGUGCGAUGACGAAAAUGGUAGCCGAGUGGGAAGAUAUGGCAUUCACUGUAACACCAUAUAGAGAUUCAGGUACCUUUAAGCUCUCUGCAGUGGAUGAUAUACAGAUUCUAUUGGACGACCAGAUCAUCAAAACACAAACUAUGAAGAGUUCGCCAUACAUCAAACCAUUUGAGGAGGAUAUACUGAAAUGGGAGGCAAAACUAAUGCUCCUGCAGGAUAUUUUGGACGAGUGGCUGCGCGUACAGGCAACAUGGAUGUAUUUAGAGCCAAUUUUUUCAAGUCCCGACAUUCAACAGCAAAUGCCAGAAGAGGGGCGAAGAUUUGCGGCUGUGGAUAAGAUAUGGAAAGAACUCAUGAAGCAAGCAAGUGCAGAUCCACGCGUUAUGGUUGUUGUAGAGAUUGACAAAAUGAACGAAAAGCUGAAGAAAGCGUAUGCAUUGUUGGAAAUUAUUCAGAAGGGGCUAAACGCUUACUUGGAGAAGAAACGCCUGUACUUCCCACGUUUCUUCUUCCUCUCCAACGAUGAACUACUUGAGAUACUCUCCGAAACUAAAGAUCCUACUCGUGUGCAACCCCAUUUGAAGAAAUGCUUCGAAGGCAUAGCCACACUGAACUUCACCGAAGAGCUGGAGGUCACUGCAAUGCGUUCGUCGGAGCGCGAAGAAGUAAUACUAGUCGAUGUAAUUUCUACGGCAAAAGCGCGUGGCCAGGUGGAGAAGUGGCUGUUGGAAUUGGAGAUUAAUAUGAAGAAAAGCAUACAUUUAAAAAUAAGUGAGUCAUUUUCUAGUUAUCGGAAGAUGAUUCGAGAAACAUGGGUGCUCUCGUGGCCCGGCCAGUGUGUGCAAUCAAUAUCCCUUACGUAUUGGACGCUGGAGAUUACCGAAUGCUUUUUCUCCGAUGCGCCUGUGCAGAACUUGAAAAAGUAUUUGGCACUAUGUAAAUUACAGAUAGCUCAAAUCGUUGAUCUAGUGCGCGGUCAUCUAAAUGCUCAAAAUCGCAUUACGCUAGGGGCUUUGGUAGUGCUGGAUGUGCACGCGCGUGAUGUACUGGCAGAAAUGGUGGAGAACGAAGUGUCUGAUGCAAAUGAUUUCCAGUGGUUAUCGCAACUGCGUUACUACUGGGAAGAUAACAACUUGGAUACGCGCAUGAUUAACAGCUCUCUCAAAUAUGGUUAUGAAUAUUUGGGCAACACCACACGUUUGGUGGUCACACCUCUCACUGAUCGCUGUUAUCGUACACUCUUUAGUGCGUUGAAUUUGCAUUUGGGUGGCGCACCUGAAGGUCCUGCUGGUACCGGCAAGACAGAGACCACCAAAGAUUUGGCCAAAGCUGUCGCUAAGCAAUGUGUAGUCUUCAAUUGUUCUGACGGUUUGGAUUAUAUUGCCUUGGGUAAGUUCUUCAAAGGCUUGGCUUCAUGUGGCGCAUGGUCAUGCUUCGAUGAAUUCAAUCGCAUUGACUUGGAAGUGCUCUCAGUGGUAGCUCAACAAAUUUUGACUAUACAACGUGGUAUAAACUCUGGCAGUCCUACGUUGGUGUUUGAGGGCACUACGCUGACGUUGGAUCCCACAUGUGCAGUAUUUAUUACAAUGAAUCCCGGUUAUGCGGGUCGUUCUGAGUUGCCGGAUAAUUUGAAGGCACUCUUCCGUUCUGUUGCUAUGAUGGUACCUGAUUAUGCGCUUAUCUCCGAGAUUGAAUUGUAUUCGUAUGGCUUCCUUACCGCCAAACCACUGAGCGUCAAAAUAGUGGCUACUUAUCGCUUAUGCUCGGAACAAUUGAGUACACAAUAUCAUUACGAUUACGGCAUGCGGGCUGUGAAAUCCGUGCUGAAAGCAGCGGGCGCCCUCAAACUGCGUUAUCGUGAUGAAAAUGAAGACAUAUUAGUGCUGCGCUCAAUUAAGGAUGUAAAUUUGCCCAAAUUUCUAAAUCAAGAUGUCCCACUCUUUCAAGGCAUCACAUCGGACCUGUUUCCUGGCACAGUAUUGCCCGAAGCGGAUUAUGCCGUCUUUAACGAAUGUACCCGAGAGGCUUGCGAAAAGAAUAAUAAGCAGUGUACAGACUUCUUUUUGGAAAAGGUUCAGCAGUUGUAUGAAAUGAUUUGCGUCCGGCAUGGACUGAUGAUUGUAGGUUUGCCUUUUGGCGGUAAAACCACAACCUAUCGCAUUUUGGCAGAGGCUUUGGAAGGCAUAGAGAAGCGGGACGGUAGCGAGAAGCGUGCCAUCUACUCUGUGAUCAAUCCAAAAGCAAUCACAAUGGGACAGCUUUAUGGCCAAUUCGAUGCUGUGUCGCACGAAUGGAGCGAUGGCGUACUUGCGGUAAAUUAUCGUCAAUUUGCAACCUCUGACACGCCUGAUCGCAAGUGGCUGAUCUUCGAUGGUCCGGUUGAUGCUAUCUGGAUCGAGAACAUGAAUACUGUACUGGAUGACAACAAGAAACUUUGCCUAAUGUCCGGUGAAAUUAUCCAGCUCUCACCAACCACAAACUUGAUUUUUGAACCAAUGGAUUUAGAGGUUGCAUCGCCAGCUACAGUUUCGCGCUGCGGCAUGAUAUACAUGGAACCCAGCUCUUUGGGUUGGGAGCCGCUUGUCACAUCGUGGAAGAACAGUCUGCCGCCCUCCUUCCAUGCCGUCAGCAAACAAUUGAUCAGUACGCUGGUGGCUCGAUUUUGUCCUAUACUGUUGUAUAUUGUACGCAAGGGGGGUUUAUACGAAAUAGCACCGACCUCCGAUACCAAUCUUGUUAUUUCGAUGAUGAACCUUUUGGAGUGUUUCAUCGAUGAUUUCAAAGACGAAAAAUAUGUUGCGAACCUGUCUGAUUUAGAUUUUCGUGCACAGAUAGAAGGCAUAUUUGUGUUUUCCUGCAUUUGGUCACUUGGCGGUGCACUGGAUUCGCGGAGUCGUGAAAAAUUCAAUAUAGUCUUCCGGGCGCUAAUGGAGAAGAACUUUCCAGAAAAUUUGUAUAAAGAUUUCGGUGUACCAGAAGAGCUAUAUGUAUCUUCUCUAAAUAAGCCAUUUAUUUUCCCUAUUCCAAAGGCGGGUUCGGUAUUCGACUACCGAUUCAUUAAAGAAGGGAAAGGGAAGUGGAAGCCAUGGCAGGACGACGUUACUAGCGCACCACCAAUACCACGCGACAUACCAGUCAAUCAAAUACUUAUUGUGACCAAUGAAAGUGUACGUGUUACUGCGGUUCUAGAUUUAUUGGUACGUCAUGGCAAACCGAUAAUGUUGGUAGGACCUACUGGUACCGGUAAAAGCUGUUACGCCUUGGAUUAUAUGCUGAGGCGCAUGGAAGUCAAUACAUACAAGCCGUUAUUAAUCAGCUUCUCAGCGCAAACUUCGGCAAAUCAAACACAGGAUAUAAUCAUGUCGAAACUGGAUAAACGCCGCAAAGGCGUUUUUGGACCACCAUUAAAUAAGAAAUUCCUCAUAUUUGUGGACGAUGUAUCAAUGCCACUGAAGGAAAACUAUGGCGCACAACCACCCAUUGAGUUGUUGCGCAUGUUGUUGGAUCACUGGAUGUGGUAUGAUCGCAAGAACAUAGUGCCAAUGAAGUUGAUUGACCUGCAAAUGGUAACAGCAAUGGGCCCGCCUUCUACGGGCAAUACGGUAACACCGAGAUUUCAGCGACACUUUAAUGUAAUUGCUAUCGAUGAAUUUAAUAAUGUGAUUUUGGUUACGAUCUUCAGUAAGAUCGUACUCUGGCAUUUGGAUACACGUGGUUUUUCGAAAGAGUUUGAUCCAUGCAUCGAUGAAAUUGUUUCUGCUACUUUAAACAUCUACAACGAGGCAAAGAUGAACCUGCUGCCCACCCCAGCUAAGUCACAUUAUCUUUUUAACUUGCGGGACUUUUCGCGUGUCAUACAAGGAGUGUUGUUGUCGGUGCCUGAAGCUACCGAAGACCUGGACUCCAUGCGUCGUCUGUGGGUACACGAAGUGAUGCGCGUGUAUGGUGAUCGUUUGGUGGAGGAUGCUGAUCGCAGUUGGCUUUUCGAUGCAAUUUGCCACAAAAUAAAUCAGCAUAUGAAUGGUAUACCCGAGAGCUUAUUCGAGCGACUCGUGCCGAAGGACGAAAAACUCACUGAGUCCGAUCUACGACGUUUAAUCUACUGCGAUUUUGCAAAUCCGAAGGCGGAUAAUAAGAACUAUAUUGAGGUUUUAGAUCUUGAAAAUUUGCGCAAUGUAGUGGAAGCGUACUUGGUUGAAUAUAAUAAUAUGUCGAAGAAACCUAUGAACCUAGUACUCUUCCGCUUUGCCAUCGAACAUUUGUCGAGAAUAUGUCGCAUAAUAAAGCAGCCACGUAGUCAUGCUCUACUUAUCGGAGUCGGAGGCUCCGGACGUCAGAGCUUAACUCGUUUGGCUUCGCAUAUAUGUGACUAUGAGCUCUUUCAAGUCGAAAUUACACGACUCUACGGACCUAAUGAGUGGCACGAAGAUCUAAAGUUUAUUCUACGGAAAGUGGGUGCAUCUGAGAUGCAUGCUGUAUUCCUGUUUACCGAUGUGCAGAUAAAAGACGAAUCCUUUUUGGAGGAUGUUAAUAAUUUACUUAAUUCCGGUGAAGUGCCUAACUUAUUCAGUAACGAGGAUAAGGUCGAAGUAGUGGAGAAGAUGGCGCAAAUCGAUAAGCAGCGAGACAAAUCGCUGCAGACCGACGGAAGUCCGGUGGCACUUUUCAAUUUCUUCGUCACGACCUGCCGUGAUCAACUGCACAUCGUACUGGCCAUGUCACCAAUUGGUGAUGCACUACGCAUGCGCAUACGAAAGUUUCCUUCCAUCGUGAAUUGUUGUACGAUCGAUUGGUUCCAGCCAUGGCCGGAGGAUGCUUUAUUAGCUGUGUCGACGCGUUUCUUAGCCAGUGAAGACCUUUCGGAUUUGGAGCGCAAGACAGCCAUUGAUAUGUGCAUGGAGUUCCAUACAUCAACGCAGAAUUUAUCAGAAAUAUUUGCCCUGCGUUUAAAACGUUACAACUAUGUGACUCCUACUUCCUAUCUGGAAUUAAUUCAAACGUUUAAAGCCUUGUUAAAUCAGAAAAGAACAAAAAUUAUGACCAAUAAAAAUCGUUAUCUGACUGGUAUAUCCCAGCUCGAUAUAGCGGCGCAACAAGUUGGCGUGAUGCAAGAAGAGCUGCAGGCGUUGGAACCGAAACUAAAGCAAGCAUCAGAAAUUGUGGCUACACAAGUUGCAAAAGUAACUGCCGAUAGCAAGAUCGCCGAGGAACAGCGUGAAUUGGUUAAGCAGGACGAACAAGUAGCCACCGAACAAGCAGCCAAGGCACAGGCGAUCAAAGAUGAAUGCGAUGCCAAACUGAGCGAAGCGCUGCCAAUUCUAAAUGCAGCUCUUGCUGCUCUUAACACCUUGACUACAGCCGAUAUUGCUGUUGUCAAGACAAUGAAGAGCCCACCGAUUGGCGUGCGAAUCGUCAUGGAAGCUGUUUGCAUAUUGAAGGAAGUGAAACCGGAUAAGAUACCAAACCCUUCAGGGGUAGGCACAAUUGAAGACUACUGGGGAGCUUCAAAACGUGUGCUGAGUGAUAUAAAAUUCCUCGAUAGCUUAAUUAAUUUCGACAAAGACAACAUACCCCCACAUGUAAUGCAGAAAUUAGCGCAACGUGUGCUAAGCAACGAAGCUUUCGAUCCCGAUAAGGUGAAGUCGGCAUCAACGGCGUGUGAAGGUUUGUGCCGCUGGGUCAUUGCUUUGACUAAAUACGAUGUGGUGGCAAAAGUGGUGGCCCCUAAGAAAAUAGCACUGGCGGCAGCCGAAGCAGAGUAUAACGCAGCAAUGAAGUUACUAAAUGAGAAGCUGGGGCAAUUAGCUCGUGUCGAAGCUAAUCUAGCGGCUAUUCAGAAGAAACUUGACGAAGAAUUGGCUCAAUAUGCGUAAGUUUCAUAGUUAAAAAACUUACAAAAAUUUCAACCGAGUAUUUCUUUAAAAUUUUACGCAUUUAGUAUAC
Rhagoletis zephyria (snowberry fruit fly) is the source of this 7769-nucleotide messenger RNA. RefSeq names its product Dynein heavy chain at 36C (gene Dhc36C). The record is from RefSeq and is a predicted model, not a curated record. Gene Ontology annotation, molecular function: ATP binding; dynein intermediate chain binding; ATP hydrolysis activity. Gene Ontology annotation, cellular component: dynein complex. NCBI's taxonomy places the organism in Eukaryota, Metazoa, Arthropoda, Insecta, Diptera, Tephritidae. Gene Ontology annotation, biological process: microtubule-based movement.